Molecule: messenger RNA, 1694 nt
Organism: Passer domesticus (house sparrow)
Lineage: Eukaryota; Metazoa; Chordata; Aves; Passeriformes; Passeridae
Gene: GPR135
Product: G protein-coupled receptor 135
Exons: 1
Coding region: 68-1549 (493 amino acids)
Biological process (GO): G protein-coupled receptor signaling pathway
Cellular component (GO): endosome; plasma membrane
Molecular function (GO): G protein-coupled receptor activity
Source: RefSeq, a predicted model, not a curated record
CUGGUGUGCGGGGAGAGGAUCUGACCGGGGCUGCCAGGGGAGCACAUCUGUGGGCACCCACGGGAGGAUGAUGCCGCUGUGGAGUGCGGUCCCCCGGCCCCGCUGCUGCUCUGUGGGGGCUCCGCUCCGCCGCCGCCGGGUCCAGCUGGGCCGGGCCGGGCCGGGCCGGUUCCCCGGGCAACGGCGGCCGAGCGACGUCAGCGGCCGGGGGGGCCGGCAGCGGCGGGGCCGGCAGCGGCGGGGCCGGCAGCGGCGGGGCCGGGCCAUGAGGCUGCGCAUGGAGCCGGCGGCGGCCGUGCCGGGAAACCUCUCCCGCGGCGGCGGCGGCGGCAACGAGAGCGGCGGGGCCGGGAGCGGCGGAGCGGCAGCGGGGUGGUCGGCGGCGGCGCUGGCCUCGCAAGCGGCCGCGCUGCUGCUCAUCUUCGCCCUCUCGGCGCUGGGCAACGGGGCGGUGGUGCUGGUGAUCGCCCGGCACCGGCAGCUCCGCACGGUCACCAACGCCUUCGUGCUGUCGCUGUCGCUGUCGGAGCUGCUGGGCGCCCUGCUCUGCCUGCCGCUGGCCUUCCUCAGCCUGCUCAGCCGCCCGCCCGGCGCUUGGCUCUUCGGGCAGCGCCUGUGCCUGGCCAGCGCCGCCCUCCACGCCGGGCUGGGCAUCGCCGCCACGCUCACCAUGGCCCUGCUCUCCUUCGACCGCUACUGUGCCAUCGUGCGCCAGCCCCGGCACAAGAUGGGCCGGCGGCGCGCCGCGCAGCUGCUGGCCGCGGUCUGGCUGGCCGCCCUGGCGCUGGCCGGGCCCUGGUACGGGCUGGCGGGCGAGGGCCGUCGCGAAGCCCGCCCCGGCGCCUACCGCUGCGUCUACGUGCUGCCCUGGGGCUCCUCGCGGCUCGGGCCGCCCUACGGCGCUGCCCUCAUCGUGCUCUGCUACCUGCUGCCCUUCGCCGUCAUGUGCUUCUGCCACUUCAACAUCUGCCGGGCGGUGCGGCUGGCCGAGAGCCGCGUGCGGCCGCUCACCACCUACGGGCACCUGCUGCGCGCCUACGGCGAGAUGCGCACGGCCACCACCGUGCUCAUCAUGAUCGUCUCCAUCAUCUGCUGCUGGGGGCCCUACUGCAUCCUGGGGCUGGCCGCCGCCGCCGGCCGCCUGCCCUUCUCGCCCACCAUGGACGCCGUGGCCAGCGGGAUGGCCUGGGCCAACGGCGCCAUCAACCCGCUCAUCUACGCCGCCCGCAACCCCAACAUCUCGGUGCUGCUGCGGCGCAGCCGGGAGGGCGGCUACAGGACUAGGAACAACAUGGUCGCCUACCUGUCGGUGCCGGGCCGCCGGCCGGAGCCGCGGAGCCGGGCCGAGCGGGUCCGGGAGCGCUACAUCAAUCGGCAGAGCGGCCCCCCGGGCAGCGCCGUGUCCUCGUCCAGCCCGGCCAGCGGGGGAGAGGUGGCCAUGUGGGCCUGCAAGACUCCCGCGGUGCUCUUCUGCCGCGAUGGGCAGCCGGACACUGUCUCGGAGGCCGCCCUGAAGGCCAAGGCGGGCGCCAUCGACACCAGCCUCUGAAGGGAUGUGGGCCGGGAUGGAGGCACCUGGCCCCGGCGGUGCCUUCCUGAAGGAAGUCCUGCUGCUUGGAGCCCUUUGCAGCCGGAUAUCCAGGGAACUGUGAUGGGACUGUGUGUCUUCUCCACUGUGUGAGCGCUGCUUUGGU